GUUGCUGAUUGUUUGGGAAACAAAAAAUAGGGAGAUGUUCCUUUCUUGGGAUUUAUCAUCAUGGAUGACGAGGACAAAGCUUUGUUGAGCUGGUGGCAGAAGGCAGUCUUCACGUAUGAUAAUACUGAAAAUGAUCCCACCUCUCGGCUGGAGGCUGCUCGUUUGUUGGCCACAGAGGCGAGACAUUUGACGCUAACUUCAGGGUCGGAAACCUGCCCAUCCACCGUGUCCUGUGGUCGACAUGAUCGAGCCUAUAGUGACCUGGCUGAUAAACAACCACUGAAAGUUCCCAAUCAGAAAUGGUCAUCGUCGCUGAAUGUGGAGCGCGCUGCCCGGACCCCAGCACUGCUUAGACUGCGGGAAGCUAAAGCCCUGCCUCGGCUUACCGUACCUCCACAGUUUGGCAAGAAGCCAGCUGUGGACGACACUGUCAGCGCGGAAGAGUUGCGGCCGUCCUAUUCGAAGCACCGCGCGUACCCCAGAGCUGGACAGCAUGCGGCUGCCACUGGCCCAGAGAGCGGCAUCGGCGGAGGUGGUACUGGUGAUUAUGAUGCGCGUGAUCUGAACAAGCCCAAUACCAAUGGGUUGUUUUCUUCACACGGAUCAUCAUCAGCAUUUCCUGGCAAGAGAAAACCGCCGUAUCAGUCAGUAGGCGGGGGACCUGCCGGUCUUGACUCUGAAGGCCCAGGCUACAAUCAACGUCCACCUGGACAUCGCCCAGACCCCCAGCAGGCCGAGCACCGUACAUCAAGGCAGCAUGCCGGGAUGGAUGCGGCGAAUAAUGGCAACGGCCAGGGUGCGUACUCUCGGCACGGAGGUGCACGCAGUACGCCCAGCACUGCUGGCCGAGCUCCGCCACCGCAGGACGUCGACGACUCCAACCCCUUCAUCACCGCUCACGAUCAACUGGUUAUUGAUCAAAACAACAAGAAGAAUGGUGGAUAUGCAUACGGCAGUAACAAGAGAAGUCUUGGGACAACCAGGCGACCUGGUCCAGGAACGAAGUUUGUCCCGCCAGUUGCGCCGGCCGAUGAUGGUGGCGCGACGGCUCGGAAGAAAUCUUCAGGUGCGUCUUCUGCUGCUGGGAACGACUCUAAGUCCGCCGCCGAGGAGCUCAGCAAGGACGAGCGACUCAGCGGUCUCGAACCACGGAUGAUUGAACUUAUCAUGAAUGAGAUCAUGGAUCACGGUCCUCCUAUCACCUGGAAUGACAUUGCCGGUUUGGAGUUUGCCAAGAAAACCAUUCAAGAGAUCGUCGUGUGGCCCAUGCUAAGACCGGACAUCUUCACCGGGCUGAGAGGGCCACCCAAGGGGAUGCUGUUGUUUGGCCCACCCGGGACUGGAAAGACUCUCAUCGGCAAAUGCAUAGCUAGCCAAGCGGGGGCAACGUUCUUCAGCAUCAGCGCGUCAUCUCUGACAUCGAAAUGGGUUGGUGAAGGUGAAAAGAUGGUGCGAGCCCUGUUCGGCGUGGCACGGUGCCAUCAGCCGGCGGUCAUCUUUAUCGACGAAAUCGACUCACUUCUUUCACUGCGCUCCGAUUCGGAGCAUGAAUCGUCGCGACGUAUAAAAACCGAAUUCCUCGUUCAGCUGGAUGGUGCAACAACGAUAUCAGAAGACCGUCUGCUGGUUGUCGGAGCGACUAACCGGCCUCAAGAAAUCGACGAGGCUGCACGCCGUCGCCUUGUCAAACGUCUGUACAUUCCACUGCCGGACUGCGGUGCUCGUCAGCAGAUUGUCCUGCGUCUGCUCAGCAAGCAGAUGAAUAGCGUCACGGACGACGAAGCUUCCAUCAUUGCCGAGCUGACCGACGGGUACUCUGGUGCCGACAUGACCGAGCUGUGCCGCGAAGCUGCGCUAGGCCCCAUCCGGAGCAUUCGCGUCGACGACAUCCAGUGCAUCUCUGCCGACCAGGUUCGGCCCAUCAGUCACUCCGACUUUGUCGACGCCGUCAAGCACGUGCGUGCCAGCGUAGACCAGAAGGACCUGGGCUUGUACAUCGACUGGAACAAGCGUUUCGGCUCUGGCACGUGGUAGAGUGGCCAUUCCCGCUUUUUAUCGUGAUGUAAGUUGGUCAGUGAACGUGUGCGUACUCAUCCACGCACUCGCGUACAUGUAUACCUGUGUCGUGCAGAGCGCAACUAUAGUACUCUGGCUGACCAGCAACCAUACGAGUGCACCUAUAGUGAUCUGGCUGACCAGCAAUCGCACCAGUGCACUCGUCUUACAUUGCUGCAUCGCCCUUUUUGUCUUGUUCUUUUCGCAUCUACGGAUUCCCAAUGCCCGCUGCUGGCUUCCCCUGCUUGCUGAUAAAAUUCCCUUCCAAGUGUCAUUUCAGUUCCCUUCUAUACAGUUGAAAUCUGUGCUCAAACAUUAACCCCAUCCAUCCGCUAAGAAACGCGACGGCACGAAAUCUUCAUCGUGGCAUUCAACCUGAGCCUAGCCUGGCAUUCACUCACCGCCUCCGUGUCUGUGUCCCUGCGCACACGCAUGGGCAUGCACACCUAUCAUUCAUUAUUACAUUGUAUUAUUAUUGCGUUGAGAAACGAGACGCUAUGCAGAGCAGCUGCAAUAGGUAGUAGAUGUCACUUUAAAAAAAAGUUAUCCUCCCCUUCCUGCUCACACAGGCUUCUUGGCACUAAUAAUAUGUAUCUUGAGAGCCCAAUUGUUGGCUAUCAUCUUCGAAUGUCAACAAAAAGCCUUUUUUUGGCCUUUCUCUGCACUAGACAAGGUGAUCCAUACUAUGGUAGGCAUAUGUCAUGAGAGGGGUGUGUCGUGUCUGUUUACCUGCGAAGCUACAUUUGUUUGUUCUCGCACUGAAUCGUAUGCUGUGUAACUACCCUGAAUUGCAUGCAGUUGGCAUGUUUUCCAUCUUCA
Sycon ciliatum is the source of this 2874-nucleotide messenger RNA. Its product is annotated as fidgetin-like protein 1. Gene Ontology annotation, molecular function: ATP binding; ATP hydrolysis activity; microtubule severing ATPase activity. The record is from RefSeq and is a predicted model, not a curated record. The transcript has 19 exons. NCBI's taxonomy places the organism in Eukaryota, Metazoa, Porifera, Calcarea, Leucosolenida, Sycettidae. The coding region runs from base 61 to 2034 and encodes 657 amino acids.